This is a messenger RNA of Stylonychia lemnae, 1863 nucleotides long. The record is from the annotation of a GenBank genome assembly. NCBI's taxonomy places the organism in Eukaryota, Ciliophora, Spirotrichea, Sporadotrichida, Oxytrichidae.
AUGGAGAAAGAACUAGGCUAAAUGAAAAAUGAUAAGAUCAAGAGUAAAUCUGAGGAGUACUUUGAUAAGAUUGAUUUCAUCUUUAUUGAUGGAGACUCACUUAAUUACAUGCCGUGGCAUUCAGAUAAUGAGCAGAUUAGACUUUUGGUUAAGAAUUGCAUUAAGUCCAAUAAAUGCGUGUUCGGAUCUCACGUCCUUUUUAGUACACUAAUAUACCUCAAAAGUCUUGGAGCAAAUAACUUUAAAAUCAGUUAAAAAAUCAAAGUCAUAAAUAAUGACUAGAAAGGAGAUUUCAACAUUAAGAGCAUAAACAUAUCGAAUGAUAGAUAAAGACAGCGAAUCAAGUCUUUAAAUCAUUUCUAAAAUAGACUGAGUAUUCAAUCAAACUAAUUGUCGAUGAAUAAGCAAUCAGAAUUGAAUGAGACAGAUAUUGAAAAUGUAAACCUAAUACUGCUAAAUACUACUGGAGAAUUGUACGAAUUUAAUAAGUAGUUGAACUAAAUGUAGCUUUUCGCUCGAACAGGAUUGAUUAGAAAUAUGAACGAUGUGCACUCCUCUAAUAUGAACUUAUCAUCUUCUGUUAAUUUUAGAGAAGCUGAUUGCAAUAAUAUAGUUGUGUAUAAAAGUGGUUCUGCUGUGCAUAACCCUCUGAUGAAAGGAGUACUAGAUGUCUUACAUCUUAGUAAUAAUUUCUUUUAUGACUUCUGCUGGAAGACUAACAAGUCAGUGGCCGAGUUAUAUCAAAUAUAAAUUCAGACUAUAAUGUCUACUUAACUUGGAAUUCCUCUAAUUGUUGAAUCUGGCAACAUUUUAGCAAAUUAAUUUAAUAAGAUCUUUGAAUUUCAAAAGGAAUCAUAACUUCAAAAAUUGCUUUAGAAUUUCAUAAGUUCAAAAAUCUAGAAAAUGCAAGAAAUGGGUUUCAUUCAUUUAAAACUAAGAGACACUACUAUCCAUCAAAAUAAUGGGUUUCUGAAUCAAAACAGUUCCAAUUCAAGCAUUAGUUAGUUUCAAAGUGGAAGUCAUAAAUUUUCAAAAAGCAUGAUAAAUCCUGCUAAUAGUUCAAGCUACAAAAUGAUAGAUUCUAUGGGAACACAAAAAUUAGAUUAAAAUAGCAGUAUAAAUUAAGGAGAGUAUAUGGUAGGACAGGCUAAAUCUUUCAAAAUAACAAUAAGCAAGUAGAGAUUCAGAUAUAGAGAUAAAAAGCCUCAAAAUGAUUUUGAUUUAGAUUAUUCAAUGAAUGACAGUUUCAAUCAAACUCAUUUAAUAAAUACGAAUUCUUCAAAUCAAAUUUUCAAUAAGCAAUAUAACAAUUCAACCUAAUCUUAAUUGAUUAGAGAUUUGAAACAAGAUAACUCUAGAUAAAGAGUAAGGACUUCUAAUAUAAACUUAAGAGAAAAAUAUUAAAAAAAUAUGAAUUAUAUGAAUGGUGCUGAACUAUAUAUGUCAAGUUAAACCAUGAAUUAUAAAAACUUAAAUCAUUCAAGCAGUAAUAAUUUGAUCAAUAGCAACUAGAUAUAAUAAUAUAGUAAUUAAAAUCUUAGGACUCUUAAACCAAUUAAUCAUAAUGUAGGGAAUAAAACCAUUAGUACUAAUUUUAGGAAUGGAUUUUAAAAGAAAAAAAGUGAUCUAGAUAACUAAUGGGUAUCUGGCAAGAACUCCUAGACUCUAAUUCUAUCGAUGGAUAAAAUGAGACAUAGAAGAAUCGAGUCAACUAUUAUAGUCAAUGAAAAACCUGAAAAUAUCAACAAGGAAGAGACAUUUAUAGGAGAGUUUAAAAUUGAAGUUCCGAAGAGAUUGAUAUCAAUUCCUAAAAAGGUUAAAUAAGUAAAGAUAGUUUAUUAGAUCCCCAAAAAGAUAGCUUGA